AUGAACACCUAUUUCCGCACACUAACCUUUUCAGCUGUCCUGCUGCUUUGGGGUAUCAGCAUAUGGAAUGGCACCAUCAAAGCUCUCCUCCUAACGGUAUGGCAUCAACGAUUUGAGGAUGGAGUCAUAAUGCACACCCAGUACACCGGGAUCAUCAUUCUAGAUUUUCCCCUCUCUAUUCUGGUUGCGUUCUUCUUCUCCAGCACAAACAAUUCAAACAGAGAACAACAAAUGUUCACGCUCGAUGCAUUCGCAACGUUUCAACCUGCAUAUGUUUGGCUAUAUGCAGAGAGUAUACGGGGGACAAAACAGCCGCACACUCUAGGGAAUCCAAUCGUUUGGGGUAUACUUUGGCAGAUCUUUGGCGGUGCCGUAUUGCUUCCCAUUUACUACUCUCGCCACCUUCAAUGGGCGAGUGAGCAGCCCGAUGUAUUGGCUCCAUCAGAUGUUUCUUCUUCGAGAGCUAUACCAGUCAGCUUUAUCAUAGGCGUUGUACUACCCACAAUUAUGGCAAUGCUGCCUACUUGGUCUCAUACUUCGCUCGAUCCAGUCGCUCAUCAAAAAAUCUUGGCUAUAUGGCAGCUAACUCCUCUGUGGAUGUCCUUAACUCAAGCAGUCAUUACUUGGGCUUUGAGUCAAUGUGCAGAUAGAAUGCCCUCUAUGUCUUUAAGGAAGAAAGUGAUUGACAAUAGAAUAGCAGCUUGGUGGAUUCAAGUAUCUUACUUACUUGCAGCCGUAUUGUCCUUUUUAGGUCACUUGCACGCGCUCACGCCGGUGGUCUUAUCCUCGGAUCCAGUCAAUGGUGUUCAGAGAGCAUACUUGCCAUCUUUCUUCACCGCUCUCCUGGAAUCGCCAAAUAUUCUUUCCAGUGGUCCAUGGAUGUUCCUUCAAUUUGAUGUCAUGAUUAUUGCAUUGUCUAGCAUUUCAUGGGCAUACAUCUUGUUGUCGCGCUUGUUGGCACGUCGUUCGGGAAAUUUGUGUGACAGUAAACUGGCCCAAUUUUCGCCGCUCCUAUUCACCCUUUUUCUUCUUGGUGUAUCAAUUCUUGGGCCGGGUACUACAGUGUGUCUUGCGUUAUUUUGGAGGGAGGGAGAAUUGCUGAGCUUGCGCUCGGCGGCCUCGAUUUCAUCCAUUAAGGACAAGUCGAUGAAAAUGCGCUAA
Messenger RNA from Botrytis deweyae, 1161 nucleotides. RefSeq lists its product as uncharacterized. Lineage: Eukaryota; Fungi; Ascomycota; Leotiomycetes; Helotiales; Sclerotiniaceae. The transcript is spliced from 3 exons. The coding region runs from base 1 to 1161 and encodes 386 amino acids. The record is from RefSeq and is a predicted model, not a curated record.